UAAUGUCGGAACUGAGCUGCCUCAACUGCCAUUCAACUUCUAUGGACAGUAAAGAUUACCUGGCUAUACCGCGGUUGAAGAAGCUGAAGAUGGAUUUCUGCGCUUUAUGCUGUUGCCGUCGAUAUUGUAGAGUUGGCAUUUAUAAAAGGGUUUACAAAUGCCGCUCCUGUGGCUGGAAAGGCGAUCCUUUCAGUUUACCCUAAGAUGUACAUAUCUGCAUUUGUUUUAACAAAUAAACAAAACUCUGUUAUCAGCUGUUGCACUUUAUGGUUGUUGAUUGCAACAGAAGUGAAGAAAAACA
Molecule: messenger RNA, 301 nt
Organism: Drosophila eugracilis
Lineage: Eukaryota; Metazoa; Arthropoda; Insecta; Diptera; Drosophilidae
Exons: 2
Coding region: 3-203 (66 amino acids)
Source: RefSeq, a predicted model, not a curated record